This is a messenger RNA of Solanum dulcamara, 1054 nucleotides long. RefSeq lists its product as uncharacterized. The record is from RefSeq and is a predicted model, not a curated record. NCBI's taxonomy places the organism in Eukaryota, Viridiplantae, Streptophyta, Magnoliopsida, Solanales, Solanaceae. The coding region runs from base 116 to 619 and encodes 167 amino acids. The transcript is spliced from 5 exons.
AACGAGUUGAAACUUAAAACCCGGAUUCUGAAAUUGUAUUGAACCCUUUAUUGUUUGAAGAAAAAAGUGAUAGAAGAGACGAACAACUGUCGAACCUGCGCCUUGCUGAGAUCAAAUGGACGACUCAAUGAAGCAAUUACAAGAAAAGCUUAUUGAGGUUGAAAUUGAAGGUGAAAGUCUUUUAUUAGCUCGGCAACAGUUAGUUGAAAAUGAUAGAGUGAGGAAUGGGAACAGGGAAGCAUUAACUGCAUUGAGGAGGAGGGCUAAGACGACAAAAACUAGCGUUCUUACACCUUUUGAGUCAAUAAUGAAGGAUGUUGAAUCAAGACCGUUGGUGAAAGAGGUUUGUCCAACGUGUGGUAAUCAUGAUUCAAAGGAGAAGACUUGGGUCAUGUUCCCGGGAACUGAUGUAUUUGCCAAUAUUCCUUUCCAUGCUGCUCAUACCAUUCUGGAGAAAGAUCAAACUCUACUCGAUUACAAAGCUAAGAAACUUCAGAGCAUUGUAAAGGAGAAGUCUUUGUGGAUAUCAGAUCAAGGAGUUCUUGCAGAUAGGAUUAGUCCUGGUGUCCUCAGAUCUAUGGUGACCCUAAGUGACAAACCAAAAGACUGUGCAGAAUGAAUGAUCAACUUCAGUAAUAAUUGCAUAUGGGGGUAAAUCUUUGUACUCCCUACCUCUUGCACAUGUGCUCAUCUGUACUUAAAACACCAGCAUUUUUGUAUUAAAGGGAGUAUCCAUCCACUUGUAGCAUUUGCAUCCGUCAAGAAACAGGUUGUAGUCUGAAGGUGGUGAAGUUAUCUUUCUUUGUUGAUUAAUCAGUAACUCACAUGAGAGACUCUUUAAGGUGCUUUCAGCAGUUGGAUAAUUUAAGACUGUAAGAAGCAAUAUUAUUGACGGUAGAGUUAAUGUGUAGCUAGCUGGAAGAAAUCUUGAGUGGAGGUUAGUCAGUUUAGUUUAUCUUCGUAAAGUGGAAUUGACUUGUAAACCUGAAGGUGUAUGCCCCUUAUGGCAUGGGAGUUGUUUGUGAACAUGCUAUUAGCAACAUUUGAAAACCAA